UUUUGUAUCGUAUCGUACGUCAUUCAGCGAACACCGGUGUGUGCAAAAUAAUUAUAAUAAUCCGUUUUUGCUCUAAUAGUAAAGUGUCGAUAUUAUAGAUUUUCGUCGUAACGGUGACGAGACACGAGUCUACUAUACGUCUGUUCGUAUAUUAUAUUAUUUUAUUGUUGUGAGCCAUAAGGGCAAUACUCAUUACAUUAUUAUUUUUGUCAUUUGCGUGUAUUGUACCCAUAUCAUAGCACAGGACCAGCUAGCUAGUCUGCGCUCCACAAACUGUUCCAACUUCAGACACUGCGAACGACUUCUGUUAUCAUCUCUCUGGUAAACUUCAUGGUACGGAACAUUGUACAGUACAUGCUGCCCUCUUACGGACACGAAUUUUUCGAAAAAGAGCCACAAUGACUGCUAAUGAUGAGAGAACACACGUCAUACCAAGUCUAUUGAAGUCUGCUUACCACGCGUGUAACAAAAUUCAGAGGAACAAGUACGAUGAGCUGGACGCUCCGGACAUUAACUUUAGGAUUUGUUGCCAGUCGGUUUUCCAAAUCAUAAAACUGAACACGGAGAGUGGUUGUUUCGACUCGCUCGGCGAUAGACGGUCCAUGUACCACAAGGUGCUGCCAGUCGUCCAUAACAAGUUAAUCAAAAACAUAUGCGAGAAGGCCGCGUUUCACGGACACAUCGACUGUCUAAAGAUUUCUCGCGAGAUUGGCGUUCCGUGGUACGAUUCGUCCCAAUGGGAUCAAUCUGAGUGCGAACCGGCAGAGUUUCACAGGCGCAUGUAUAGUAGGUCGUAUGGUCACAAGCUUGGCGUUUCCUCUUACGAUUCGUCUAGGUGGGCUCAAUCAGCGUGCGACCAGGCCGCGGUAUCCGGCAACUUGGACUGCCUGAUUUACGCACACGAAAACGGUAGUCGGUGGAAUAUAUUUACGUGCUGCAUGGCUGCGUCAGGAGGAAACCUGAAUUGUCUGAAGUAUUUACACGAAAAUGGAUGCCCGUUGGGCUUAUUUGUGGGUUCUCUAGCGGUGGAAUAUGGACAGCUGAGCUGCUUGAAGUAUGUACAUGAAAAUGGAUUCGCGUUGGACAAACUCACGUGUUCUAAUGCCGCGAGAAAAGGAUACCUGGACAUUCUUAAGUAUGCACACGAAAAUGGCUGCCCGUGGGACACGCUCACGUGUUCUGAUGCUGCGAGACACGGGCAUUUGAACUGUCUCAGGUAUGCACAUGAAAAUGGAUGCCCAUGGGACCGACUCACGUGUUUUAAUGCUGCGAUAAAUGGGCGAUUGGACUGCCUUGAGUAUGCACUCGAAAACGGAUGCCCUAACAACUGACUCGUCUGACGAAGGUUAAUUAAAAUUAAUGCCUCUGGGCCGUUUAAGCCACCCCGAGGUACCUAAUCGAUGGAUUCUGCCGUCUCUUAAAAAGUGUUGAGCCGAGAUAAAUAUAAUUUUAUCUAGAUAAAGAUAAAGAUAAAUUAUAAUUAUGUUAUCUAGAUAAAGAUAAAGAUAACUAAAUUAUUUAUUUAUCUAGUUAAAGAUGAAAAAAAUUUUUUUUUUAUCUUGAUAAAUUAUCGGAUAAAUUUUUAUUAUGGCUCUCUCCGUAAGUUCGUAGCAAUAUAGAAUAACUUAAUAGCACGUUAUCGAAAAUGUUGAUAAUUAUUAGUGGGGCUCGGAUUUUAAAGCAAAUGCUUCUUUUUAUAUAUAUAAAAUAGAAAUCUACUUUUUAUACAUAAAUUUGUUUCACGUCAUUCUGAUUCCAAAUAAACGAUUUUAUUUUA
This is a messenger RNA of Metopolophium dirhodum (rose-grain aphid), 1777 nucleotides long. RefSeq lists its product as uncharacterized. Bases 399 to 1331 code for a protein of 310 amino acids. The record is from RefSeq and is a predicted model, not a curated record. Lineage: Eukaryota; Metazoa; Arthropoda; Insecta; Hemiptera; Aphididae. Gene Ontology annotation, molecular function: protein binding. The transcript has 3 exons.